This is a messenger RNA of Strongylus vulgaris, 660 nucleotides long. The record is from the annotation of a GenBank genome assembly. NCBI's taxonomy places the organism in Eukaryota, Metazoa, Nematoda, Chromadorea, Rhabditida, Strongylidae.
GCCUCUUUGCAGCUUUUGCGUUUGAAAAAUGUCUUAAAUGUGGUUGAUCCUCUUCGACAGGUCGUGAAGAAUUUUAAGUCUGAGCUCCUGAGCAAAGGAAGUGAGUUACUCAACGAUGAACGAAUUGACGUGAUCAGAAAGUUAUUAGAUGACAGAUUCAGUUCUGAGAAUAUUGGUGGCACCAAAAAGAACUCACUAAUUCAGCAACACAGGAAGUGCUACGCUAUCAAGGAAGGUGUUUCUGUGAACCUUGAUGUAGCUAGAAGAGCUUACGAAGAACUGCUGAGAGGUGUUCAGGAGCAAGAAAAAGAACUUACCAAAUAUCUUCCUGGACAGGACACCAGGCUGGCAUUUUCAAAAGCACGUGGAUUUCAUUAUGUGUGGGUUUGUGGCGAUGCAGGCACAGUUGAAGUACCGUCGAUUUUCGUUAAUGUUGUGAGAAAUCGCUCUUCCUUGACGUUUACGUCUAGAAAUUUAUUACGCUACAAUGACAGAAUUGAACAAUCGAUCUCGGAAGUGAUGAUUGCAACUAAUGUCGUCGUAGAGGAAGUAAUUAAAGAAGUUCGUCCUUCGAUUGCUGUAUUAUAUCAUGUCAUGGAUUGCCUUGCAACCACGGAUUUUCUUUGUAGCCUUGCUGUCUAUGCUUUUAAUCGAGAGACG